AUGGAAGUUAUUUACGGUUCCAUCUAUGUGGAGAUCGAAUCUGUUCUCGGGCUUUUCCAGGGAGGGACGACCGGCACAACGACCGUAUCAAGAGCAGCCGCAGGUGCUGCAGAGCCGAGACAGAAAGGCACUGCAGGCAACAGCGUUAGCGAUAGCAACGACGCCAUAUUCUUCUCAACUCCGCCAACGAGCGAGGUGAAAGAGGAUAAACGUGGGUCUCUGCCGCAGCGAGAGGUCUCGUCGCACAGCCCAUUUGGUACGGCUCUUUCGUCUAGCUAUGCCUUCUCGGAACAACCAACCCACAUUGGCGGCACUAGAGAUGCCGCACAAGUCUCUGCUUUCGGCAACACGAAGAAUGGGGCGGCAAAGCAUCGCGAGGCGCCGCCGUCAGGUGUGCAUAAUUCCGGUUUCGCGCUGCCGGUCAUAACCGUUCCUUGCCCGCCUCCGUUAACGGUGCGCUUUGGUGAGGUGACGCACCUCAUCGAUACCCAGUCCGCCGCCGCUACUUCCGCGGCCAGCGUUGGAGGGCUGAUGUCAUCCUUGUCUUCGAGUGGGCUGGGUCCAAAAUUCUUUAGCCCAACCACAGGCUGCGCAGCGACUUCAGCGCACUUGAACGGCAGCUCCCCCAGUAGUGUGGGCGGACGCGUUGAAGGACCGACGCCUUUGCUUCGGCUUCCUCGGCACGGCAGCAGCAAGAGCAACGGCAGCAGCAACAACAGUGGUAGUGGGAGUCUCGGCGUCCCACAUGGGAUGCACGCUUCUAACCGCAAAUCGAAGAACCCCUCUACGGGGUCGUCGCAGGACUCGUUGCUCUCUGCCGCUGCUGCGGCGUGGGAGACCGUGCUAGAUAUCGUCGACAACAGCACCGAAAGCGAAGACGGCGACGGCGACGGCGGCAGUCCGGUCACCCCACCGCGCAGCUUCCAUUGGGACUCCGCCUCGUCUGCGACGGAGAACGACGAGGUGCACCACACUGCGGGUUCUGCUGACAGACUAUCACCGACCAAUGCAGACGCACGCCCUGGACGGCUUCCCAUGCUGCCAUCCCCUGAGUACCCCACCACCGCCACCGCCGAUAAAGGCGUCGCACCGCGGCAGGGGACGCUGCUGUGGCUGGCGGAUCACGUACGGAAUGAUCCGAGCGUUCUCUCCGCCAUAACAUGGGUCGGACCGCGGCCUCAACCCGGCUUGGAUGCUGCCGCGCCUGGCAGCGCCGUGGCUGCCUCCGCCUUUGCGUCUGCCUGGUACGCGCGUCUCUUCCCUGACGUCGAGGACGAGCACAACGUGUUGUCGGGUGAUGUGCAGGCCUUACAGUCCGCGUGGCGCAGUCUACGGCGGUGGAGUCCGCGGCUGACGGCCGCCGUCUUCCCACUGCACCAGCGCUUCUCGAUUGUGAAGACAGCGAUCGAGGUGCGGUCGAGCGUCGCUUUUGAUCUGCUCGAAGCGAUGCGACAACGCGCACCGAGGGAAACGGGCAGUCACCCCGACGACAGCGACGCGGAGGUGGGGGCGGGGUAUCUCGCGGUUCGCCUUGCCACCCCUGCUGAGCUCAAGAAGGCGCGCCACGCCGCGCACAAGUCUCUCGUCGGAAGCCACAAAAAGACAAAGGAGGCCGACAGUUUUUUCGCGCAGAUACACCGAUCGUUGUUUACAGGGCACCGGUCCAAAGAGGACAGGCGGUCUAACACAGAGAUUCGCCGCGGCAGUGCUGCUGGCUGCUCCAGUCGUGGACUGUCUCGCGCAUCUCCCACCUCGCCGUCUCAUCACCAGCCGGCGCCAUCACUUCUCCCUGACAUUCCAACUCCCUCGUCCGCAUCGAGCGCGGCGCAGGCGGCACACACCAGCAUCACAAGCCAGAGGAGAAGUAGACUGGAGGCGGGUUCGUUUGCUAUUCGUCUGCAUCUCAGCCGUCUGCUGAGUCCCCUGAUCUUUGACUGGAUGAAAGGGCACCGCACGGUAGAAGCGCAGAAGACGGAGGGAGAGGAGAGCAGCGGAGAUAGCGAGGCAGCGCGUGCGUCAGGGGGUGAUGACACGCGGAACAGUGUGCACCACACCGCGCACGCAGACUCCGGCCGCACCGCGGUGUUCUGUAGGUCUCUCUAUCUACCUUUGCCGCUGUUACCGCCACCAUCAGAGGAGGUGAGGGAGGAGGAGGACGGCUCGUGUGUUGCGAUGAUGCUGAAGGUGAGCGUCCUGUUCAGACCCGGAGUGGAUGCAGCGGAACUGUUUUAA
Leptomonas pyrrhocoris is the source of this 2232-nucleotide messenger RNA. RefSeq lists its product as hypothetical. Lineage: Eukaryota; Euglenozoa; Kinetoplastea; Trypanosomatida; Trypanosomatidae. Bases 1 to 2232 code for a protein of 743 amino acids. The record is from RefSeq and is a predicted model, not a curated record. The transcript has a single exon.